This is a messenger RNA of Colletotrichum costaricense, 1386 nucleotides long. RefSeq lists its product as uncharacterized. Gene Ontology annotation, molecular function: DNA-binding transcription factor activity, RNA polymerase II-specific; transcription cis-regulatory region binding; zinc ion binding. NCBI's taxonomy places the organism in Eukaryota, Fungi, Ascomycota, Sordariomycetes, Glomerellales, Glomerellaceae. Gene Ontology annotation, cellular component: nucleus. The coding region runs from base 1 to 1386 and encodes 461 amino acids. The transcript is spliced from 3 exons. The record is from RefSeq and is a predicted model, not a curated record. Gene Ontology annotation, biological process: positive regulation of transcription by RNA polymerase II.
AUGCAACGUGCUCGCGGCGGUUGUAUGAGCUGUCGGCGGCGGAAACGAAAGUGUGACCGCCGCCGUCCGUUUUGCGAAGCCUGUACUCAACGAGGGAUCCAAUGCCCUGGAUACUCAACGCCCCUGCGCUGGGUGGAUGGUGCUGCGAAUCACUCCUCUGCCGGCGAAGGUAGCAGCAAUGCUACUAGCAAUCCAGCCGGAUCCAACACUCUCGCAAGUCAGAUCGCACUCCCGAAUCGCCCCAGCCCUCAGGUACAGACGACACAUGUUACGGAUGAGCUUUUCCAUAAGUUUCUCCGCACAGGCCUCAUGAACCUCUACAGCACAUCAGUGUGCUCAUGGGUCCAGCCGUUCUUUGUUGAGAUGUCUGCCAAGAGCAAAUCUCUAGUAUUGCUAUCUUCCGCCAUCCAAGCCUAUCUUGAUGAAGGUAGCUCGGACAUGUCUGUCUCCUCAAUGGAGUACGUUGACACUGCUCUGAAGGAGUUUCGGCGCGAAAUCGUGGCCCAUUACGAUGUUAUGCCGGCUGCCACGGCGUGCUCUGGCGUACUGCUGUGUGUUCUUCAAUUCCUUCAAGCCCAACCGUGUACACCCGUCAUUGGACUACUCGCCGAAACCUUCCAUCUGAAUGCUCCUAUAUCAUAUCUCAAUCCCAAUCCCGAGCAUGACCUCUCAGUACGGCAUGCCUUGGAAUUCAUCGGUCUCAUGGACAUGCCCUGUCUCGUACUAGGAAGAAAGUGUCCCUCUCUCGGUAUUUGGAGACGCUUUCGACAAGUUCAAGACUCCUGGAAAGGGGGAAGAGUCAAGGCCUUGGAAGUCAUCACUGGUGUGCCGCAUUCGCUGUUGGAUAUCUUCGCCGACACCCCGUUCGAGACGGCGGAGGUCUCCAUAAGUCGGUUCUGGGGAUGGCCAGGUGAAAUGGGCGAGUACGUUCAGUGCUUGUUGUGGGAUUGUUGGCGGUUUGCCGGUAUGCUUCACAUCCGCAGACGCGAGCAGCGUAUUAUAAACGCGACACAGAAAGACGGCCAAUUCGUUGGCGACGAUCAGCAGGACGCACUGCCAAGUUCAGAAAUUGUUCUAUACCGUCUAGUAUCAGGACUUCAUCUCUUUUGUGUGGCGUGUCAGCUGCCCGAGAAUCAGCAUCUGUUGUGCCGCAAUGGCAUCGUCUUCCCUCUGAUAACGGCAUGUCUCGAAACUCGACUCCUUAAGCGGCAUCCUGACUGGAAACAAACUGUGGAUGACGUGCUGUCGGCUGCUAAGAAGAGGUAUCUCUUUCAGUUGGCACGAUCUACGUGGGAGCUGCUCGAUGAAGCUUGGAAGGAUGGUACCAUGGAAUUUGACCUAGAUAAAGCAGCAUCACGCAGAGGCCAGGAGGUUUCAUUAUUGUAG